UUGCCUCACCUGACAUGGAGGAGAGGAGCGUCCAUGUUUCACGUUAUGUAUCCCUCUGACGUUGCAACCGGCGAAAUGUUACUUAAGCAACUUUUAUAGCUCAGCUCAGCGCUGAAAAAGUCAUCGGAUCAUCAGAUAAACCCAUCGGAGGAAACAGAGGACAUAAUGGCUCUCAGAGGUGUUGUCACCCGUCUGCUCUCCAACAGCCAAAAAUGUGCUGCUGUCACUGCAUCCAGAGCUCAGGGCACAGCUGCUACAGCUGUCAAAGAUGCUGAGGAAAUCAAAAAGCCAGCGAAGGCACCCAAGGUGCCAUUCAACUGGCGGGACGCCCUGGAUCUGGAGGGUCAGCUGACAGAGGAGGAGAUCAUGAUCCGGGACUCCUUUCGCGACUACUGCCAGGAAAAGCUCAUGCCCCGCAUCCUAAUGGCUAACAGACAUGAACAUUUCCACCGUGAGAUUGUCUCAGAGAUGGGCGAGUUGGGCGUCUUAGGCCCAACUAUUAAAGGGUACGGCUGUGCAGGCACUAGUUAUGUGGCAUACGGCUUGAUUGCCAGAGAGGUUGAGAGAGUGGACAGCGGGUAUCGGUCAGUCAUGAGUGUCCAGUCUUCACUGGUCAUGCACCCUAUCAAUGCUUACGGCACAGAGGCACAGAGGGAGAAGUACCUGCCUCGUCUCGCUCGUGGAGAAAUCCUGGGCUGCUUUGGCUUGACAGAGCCCAACCACGGCAGUGAUCCCAGCAGUAUGGAGACCAAGGCCAAAUACAACCCGUCCAGUGGCACCUUUAGCAUCAGUGGAGCCAAGACCUGGAUCACAAAUUCCCCUGUGGCAGACAUCGCAGUGGUGUGGGCAAAGUGUGAAGAUGGCAAGGUGCGGGGUUUCAUCUUGGAACGUGGAAUGAAGGGUUUCGCCACUCCCAAGAUUGAGGGCAAGUUCUCGCUGAGGGCGUCUGCCACCGGCAUGAUCCUGAUGGAUGAAGUGGAAGUUCCCCAGGAGAACCUACUGCCCAACAUCUCUGGUCUUGGUGGUCCCUUUGGCUGUUUGAACAACGCCCGGUAAGGCAUUGCAUGGGGAGCUCUGGGAGCUGCUGAAUUCUGCUUCCACGCUGCGCGACAGUACACUCUGGACAGAAUCCAGUUUGGGGUGCCGCUGGCCAGGAACCAGCUGAUGCAGAAGAAAAUGGCUGAUAUGCUGACAGAGAUCACCCUUGGGCUGCAGUCAUGUCUGACCCUGGGGAGACUUAUUGAUGAGAAGAAAUCAGCACCAGAGAUGAUCUCCAUGCUGAAGAGGAAUAGCUGUGGCAAGGCUUUGGAUAUUGCCAGACAAGCCAGAGACAUGCUGGGAGGAAACGGCAUUGCAGAUGAGUACCACAUAAUCCGUCACGUAAUGAACCUGGAGGCCGUCAACACAUACGAGGGAACUCAUGACAUUCAUGCCUUGAUCCUGGGCAGAGCCAUCACUGGACUGCAGUCUUUCACUGUCGGAAAGUAAAAGUUCUCCACCAUCUUCUUGAAAUGGACUUUAAGUGGACUAGUCCUGUGCUGCCUGUUCCUGUUCACCUUAUUGGAUGAACGUAGAGACCUUGAAGUGCACUUAAUCCGCCUCACAUUAUGAGAUUUGCCUGGUGGGAUAAAUCACAAAUACCUCAUACAUUUAUAUGUUUUCAGUCUAGUGAUAGGAGCCGUCUGCCACUCCCUCUUUUUGGUACGUUUGGUGAAUAUGUAAGGUUAACCUAACUGAGCAUUGGGUCCAACUAUGAUGACAUUUGUACAGUUAAAAUGCCUGAAUUAUACGCCAGGCACAGACAAGGCAUGGUGCAUGUAAUUGUUGUGGCAUUAUGAGUUGGUUUAUUUUGUGGUAAGUGAGUAAUAUGUAAAUAAAUGGUUUUGAAUGAGUGAAAGGAUAUGAGUGUAGCUGAGAUUUAGUAUGUAUAGAUCCCUUAAUACAGUCCCCAUUUAAAUUAAA
Molecule: messenger RNA, 1962 nt
Organism: Epinephelus lanceolatus (giant grouper)
Lineage: Eukaryota; Metazoa; Chordata; Actinopteri; Perciformes; Serranidae
Product: glutaryl-CoA dehydrogenase, mitochondrial-like
Biological process (GO): fatty acid beta-oxidation using acyl-CoA dehydrogenase; fatty-acyl-CoA biosynthetic process
Cellular component (GO): mitochondrial inner membrane
Molecular function (GO): flavin adenine dinucleotide binding; fatty-acyl-CoA binding; glutaryl-CoA dehydrogenase activity
Source: RefSeq, a predicted model, not a curated record